UUUUGGCAAUUGAUUGUGCGGCAUGGAGAGUUCAUGCCCCUGUCGCAUCGAGAGAGAGCUAGCCAAUCUCCACCAGCCGCUGCUGCACAACAUGGUCCCUCCCACGCCACGAAGAACCACCCAACAACAGUCAAGGUGCCAGAGUGGUUAAUGGGCUGCCCUGCUAUCAGAUCUUCUGAUGUCAGCUUAGGCAGUGGCUUCGGUCGCGCAGGAAACCGUCCUUGUUGUACUCAUGUGGGAUGGAUGUGUCGCAUUCCUUCAAAAAGCAAGGAAGACGGCACCAGGGAUGCCUUGUUGGUUGGGACACGUCUGGUGGGCCUCGUUCGGUGGAAUUGACUGCGAAGCAAUGACCUUUUCAAUUUUCCCGUCUAUCAUCAGGCGCGUCCUGGGGGCUGCCUGCAAUGCCUGUCACCUAAUAUCCUCUUACUUCGUCAAAGCGGUACAACCACGAAGCGCAACGAAUGUGGCCGGCCGACUUCCCCAGUGCCAUACCAACACGGCUUCCCACGCAACAUCAAUAGGCGCCGCUUUCGAUUCGACCUACGCCGGAGCGCUAGGUUGCAGCUGUUUUACUUUGUCUGUACGAAGAAACGGCGGACGCCUCGCCGGGGAGUCAAUCGGAGACGUGAGGGUUGCAUCCGCAGCGCCAGCAACCCCAAAAAGGAAUGUCAUCAAUCCCCUUUCAACCAUCCUGCCAAACAAUCAACUUUUGGUCGUCGAGAUGCCACGGGCAUGCAUGGGUAGCCUAAACUUUGGGUGCUGCCGAGUUAUCCGGUGGUGAUCGUUUGCGCCUCCCUUCUUGGCAUCGGCUUCCGCUCCUAGGCAUGCAGGCAAUGACGGCUAAAUGCAACUGUUUGAACUUUGAAGGCCAGGAUUCCAGAACGCAUCUGGCUUUGGAGAGUGCACGGGGAUUGGGGAGGAGGAGACCUCUAGCAGAUUUUCUCAGGUCCUCUGGGUACCUUCGCAUCACUCCAGUCAUCUUCACUGCCUACAUUCGAAGGAGCCGACGGACGGAAAAGGACCCCCGAUGUUAAACUCCGGU
Messenger RNA from Colletotrichum phormii, 1042 nucleotides. RefSeq lists its product as uncharacterized. Bases 233 to 781 code for a protein of 182 amino acids. The record is from RefSeq and is a predicted model, not a curated record. The transcript has 2 exons. Lineage: Eukaryota; Fungi; Ascomycota; Sordariomycetes; Glomerellales; Glomerellaceae.